UCAGGUGAUCCACCCACUUCGGCCUCCCAAAGUGUGCUGAGAUUACAGGCAUGAGCCACCGUGCCCGGCCAAUUGUUCUAUUUUUGAUACUUCUCAGAGCUUUUAAUCUCUUUAACUUAAAAGAACAGUCACCCAGGCUGAAUACGUGGUCUCAGUGCAGAAUUAACACAAAAGAAAUUUGGCCCAAUUUGUCUCAAAGACCCUUACAAAUUCCGUCAAGUAAGAGAGGGAAGGGAUAUUGCAUGAACGUAGCAACUAUCCCUGCUUUCAAGUGGUUUAGCAGGUUGGAUAGAACCAUUUACUAGAAAAGGGUGCUGUCUUCUGUGUUACACUUUGAAAGAUCAUCUAGUCGGCUGGGCAUGGUGGCUCACGCCUGUAAUCCCAGCACUUAGGGAGGCCGAGGCGGGUGGAUCACAAGGUCAGGAGAUGGAGACCAUCCUGACUAACACGGUGAAACCCCGUUUCUACUAAAAAUACAAAAAAUUAGCCGGGUGCGGUGGCAGGCGCCUGUAGUCCCAGCUACUCGGGAGGCUGAGGUAGGAGAAUGGGGUGAACACGGGAGGCAGAGCUUGCAGUGAGCCGAUAUCGCGCCACUGCACUCCAGCCUGGGCGACAGAGCGAGACUCCAUCUCAAAAAAAAAAAAAAAAAAAAAUCAUCUAGUCACAGAAAACCUGAAAAUAAGUUGGCAAGAUGUAAACUAAUGGGAACUCUUAAAAUUGGUAACAAUGCUUGGAAAAUGAAUUUAGCAUUUAUAACCUUUUAAAGUUGAAUAUGUGCAUGCCCUACAGCCCAUCAAUUUCACUUUAAAGCAUUUAUACAAAAAGUGCACCAUGGUGCAUAAACAAGCAACGUAGUCAAAAUAUUUGAUUUUAGGUCGUAGACAUUCACCAAUCAGACCACCAGUUAAUCAGAACUUGAACCAGCUGUAAACAAUAUGGCCUUGCAGAGGCGUUGCUCAUGGCAUUUACAGUAGCAAAAGGAUCCAAAUGCCCAAAAAAAUGACCCAAAUGCCCAUUGACAGGAGCAUUGGUAUAUUAUGGUAUAUUACUGGAACAGAAAGCAUCAAUGAAAAUGAUUCACAGUGUUAUGCAUUAGCAUGGCUAAAUCUAUGAGGAAUACUGAGGUUGAAUAGUUCACAAAUAAAACUUGUGUUUUAGGAUAUGCAAAGAAAAGAGAAUGGGGAACAGUCGCCUCCUGGGGAUCAUAAUGGGAGAAGGAGGAGCAUACAGAAUCUCAACAGUAUUGUUGAUGUCCUGUCUCUUGGAUGUUAGGUUCAUGUGUUUUGGUAGGUGGUGGCUUCACAAGUUUUUAUUAUGUCUCAGCCUCCACAUAUGCUACAUGUUUUGUACAUUUUUAAAGUAUGUAUGCAAUCAUAUUUAUAUAUAAUUGUAUCUGUAUACAUAAACAUUUUUAUUUUAAAAAGCUGGUUAAUAAGAUUACAUAAAUGAGAAUUUCAGAAAAUGCUACAGGAAUUCAAGCGUGGCACACAGCCUGCACUUACUAAGCACUCAAAUGAUGAUGAGCUGAUUAAUUUAAGCUGGGUCUCAAAGGAUGGAUACCAGACAAAUUUUAAAUGAGAGUGAUGAAGAGAGCACACUACAAUAUGCAAGGUCAAAGAAGUGGGAAAGUUCAAAACAAGUAUGAGUGUUUCUCUCAUUCUUACUGGAUAAUAGGAGAUACAUUUAGGAAAGGAGAGUUAAGAAAUUAGAAUGGGGACAACCUGGAGGCACUGCAGGACACAGUGCAGGAGAUGAUCAAGUUAUGGACAAUCAAUGCUUUUUUAGUGGGGAAAAGCCAUGCUUAGAGACAAAGAAAUAAAUAGUUCAGUUAAGUGUUUUGAGUUCUCAUUUAAUCCCAGGUCAAAUGAAAAGAGGCAAGAAGGAAGCUAACAACACCUACUGUGGACCAGUGCACUGCUAGUUUGCUCACUAUCAAAUUUGCCACAGACGCUUUUACAGAGUUGGUGGUAUCACCCUACUUUUACAUUUAAUGAGAGGUGCCGGGGUUAAAUGAUUUGACCACGUUCAUUCAGCUAGUAAAAUGGUAGUACCUGAAUUCAAACCAAGUGUAUAUGAUUCUAAAGUAUAUUCACUUUUCUCCACACACCAACAUAGUUUAAAAAACAAAACAAACUCAGGAAUGAGAACACUCAAGAAGGCUUAGUUGGUAGUAACCCUUUACUUGAAAUCAAAACUUAAGCAAUAAGCUGCUUCCCUGAUAGCCUAAUGAACAUUUAUGUGUAUUUGCUGGCUUUUAUAUGCAAAUUUUACAUGUUUCCUUUGUGAAGAUUUUGGGAUCCUAAAGAACCUUGUCAUAACUACUUUGUGCAUUAUACAGUCACAUGCAUUUCCCUCAUGGCACAACUCACUGUGCCUUGUAUUUUAGUUGUGUCCAUAUCUGUCUAGCUUGGAAGCUCUAGAAAGGUAAGGCCAUGUUAUCUUCAUCAUUGUGGUACUUGCCAUGCCUCUUUGUGUUUUUCAUGUAGUGGAAAUUCAUUGUUCAGUAAAUAUUUUAUACUCGAGGCUGGAAAUUAAUCAUCACAGUACCGGUACCUUGCAAAAACAAGGGGAAGAGCAGGGAGAAGUCAGGAAGGAUCCUUAGGGAAAAGCCAGAGGAAUGAAGCUUGAAGCAGCCAUUUUCCUCAAGAUUUUCACAACCAGUUGAUGCUUCUUGGCCCAUUCUCCCAUUUAUAGGCCAGGGAGAAAGAAUCAAGGGCAUGUGUAAGGAAAAAUAAGUUCUCAGUUGGCCCCCUCCUCAUACUUGUAGGUGAAUUUGCCAUUAUUGUGCUGUGUGUGGGAAGCACAAGAAGGAAGGAGUUAACUCGUUCUUCAGAACUGCUGAUUGAGGAGCUAUUUGCUGGAAGUACCACAAGUAGGCAGAGCCAGGUUGCCUUUUAAGAGUAAUCGUUGUAUUAGCCAAAAAAUCUGGAAGCAAUCCAAAUAUUGAAAUGACUUAAAUGGUCCAUCCACUCUGGAAUAUUAUGCAGUCAUUGAAAACGUUUAGAAAGACUAGCAACAUGAAAAAAGCCGUGAUAUGGAGACCAAAAAAAAAAAAAAAAAAAGGUUACGCUGGGUGUGGUGGUUUAGGAUUGUAAUCCCAGUGGGAGGAUCGCCUGAGUCCAGGAGUUCAAGGCCAGCCUGGGCCACAUAGGACUCUGUUCUACAAGGCAUGUUUAAAAAUUAGGCGGGCGUGGCGGCACCUGUGGUCCCAGCUACUCAGGAGGCUGAGGCGGGAGAAUCGCUUGAACCCGGGAGGCAGAGGUUGCAGUGAGCCGAGAUCGUGCCACUGCUCCAGCCUAGGCGACAGAGCGAGACCCCGUCUCAAAAAGAAAGAAAAAGCCGGUUAUACCUUAGGAGGGACAUAAGGAAAGGAUCGGGGGAUCAAAAAGCUGUGAAGAAUUCUUUUUAUGUAUUAAGCACCCACAUAGUCAAAGGCUAGGACAAAGCCAAAAAGAUUCCUGCUGCAGAUUCACAGUUACAAUAGCAUGGCCCCUUCUCACAAGAAGCCACCGUAUUCACACGUUGUGCUUUUCUCAGUUCAAGCGGCCUCUCCCUUUUGAGUAACCAGGGUAACCACGCUGUGCCCGAGUGUGCCGGGCGGGGAGGUGAGGCCGCAGCCCCAGCCCCGCGGGGCCUGGUUGUCUACUAGAAGAGAAGUAAGCGGCCCCAACGCAAGCCUGACUGCGAGACGUGUCCAAGAGAGUCCUUCCUUCAGAAGGGAAAUUUCUGAGGGUCAGGAAGGGGAAUCUGUACCUCACUUCUUGAACACCAAGGAAGGAAUAUUGGGAAACCAAAAUGAGGCACAAUCAGAUGUGUUGUGAGACACCACCUACUGUCACUGUUUAUGUAAAAUCAGGGUCAAAUAGAUCACAUCAGCCUAAAAAGCCCAUUACUCUGAAGCGUCCUAUUUUUAAAGAUAAUUGGCAAGCAUUUGAAAAAAAUACACAUAAUAACAACAAAUCUAAACGCCCCAAAGGACCUUGUCUGGUUAUACAGCGUCAGGAUAUGACUGCUUUCUUUAAAUUAUUUGAUGACGAUUUAAUUCAAGAUUUCUUGUGGAUGGACUGCUGCUGUAAAAUUGCAGACAAGUAUCUUUUGGCUAUGACCUUUGUUUAUUUCAAGAGGGCUAAAUUUACUAUAAGUGAGCAUACCAGGAUAAAUUUCUUUAUUGCUCUGUAUCUGGCUAAUACAGUUGAAGAAGAUGAAGAAGAAACCAAGUACGAAAUUUUUCCAUGGGCUUUAGGGAAAAACUGGAGAAAAUUGUUCCCUAAUUUCUUAAAGUUAAGGGACCAGCUCUGGGAUAGAAUUGACUAUAGGGCUAUUGUAAGCAGGCGAUGCUGUGAGGAGGUUAUGGCCAUUGCACCAACCCAUUAUAUCUGGCAAAGAGAACGUUCUGUUCAUCACAGUGGAGCUAUCAGAAACUACAACAGAGAUGAAGUUCAGCUGCCCCGGGGACCUAGUGCCACACCAGUAGAUUGUUCACUCUGUGGUAAAAAAAGAAGAUAUGUUAGACUGGGAUUGUCUUCAUCAUCAUCUUUAUCCAGUCAUACAGCAGGGGUGACAGAAAAACAUUCUCAGGACUCAUACAACUCACUGUCAAUGGACAUAAUAGGUGAUCCUUCUCAAGCUUAUACCUGUUCUGAAGUAGUCAAUGACCGUCAAUCAAAUAAAGGAAAGAAAACUAAUUUCUUGAAGAAAGACAAAUCUAUGGAGUGGUUUACAGGAAGUGAAGAAUGAGAUGGCCCAACUAAACCAAUCUGAAUCGUUAACUACAAAAUGUCAAACUAAAUGCAAGACAAGUGUCAAAAUGGGAUGUUUAAGCAGUUUUGCCAUGUUAUACAUCUUUUAGUUGUUAUUUUCAAAAUUAUAUGUAUAAGUUAUAUAAGUCAUAGUAAUAGCUAAAAAUGCCAAUCUAUGAAAGUAGUGAUUUUCAAUAUAAAGUUCUAUUUUGAUAUUUUUCCAUCUUCAAGUCAGUUGCUGUCAUCUGGAGUACUCAGUUAAGUUGUGGUUUGACCUUCCUCAACUUGACAAGAAAAGCUAAUUUAAGAGAAGAAAAGCAUAAAGUCAAUAUAUUAAUUAAAAGAAAAAACACCAUUUAAUAUGUUCUGAAAACAUUACUCACCUGUAUGACCAGGUUGCCAGUGUACUGGUCUAGCAACAUAGGGAAAUGAUCCAUAUGGAAAAUCAGAAUGUGAUUCUUCUGUUGUAAAAAAUAUAUGUACUAUAAGCUACAUAAAAUAUUUUCUAUUUUUUUCACAAAACUGUUAAAAUAUGAGUUACUCUCUUUAUUGUGUUUUCUUUUUAUAUUCCUUGCAUAUGUUUUAGAGCUACUCUGCCAGUUAUUAUACAGAAACGAUUUGUCAAUGAUUAUGUAAUAAACAUAUGAUUUUAUAACC
Messenger RNA from Pongo pygmaeus (Bornean orangutan), 5396 nucleotides. It is a transcript of the gene SPDYA, whose product is annotated as speedy/RINGO cell cycle regulator family member A. Gene Ontology annotation, biological process: G1/S transition of mitotic cell cycle; positive regulation of cyclin-dependent protein serine/threonine kinase activity; positive regulation of cell population proliferation. Gene Ontology annotation, cellular component: nucleoplasm. NCBI's taxonomy places the organism in Eukaryota, Metazoa, Chordata, Mammalia, Primates, Hominidae. The coding region runs from base 3796 to 4737 and encodes 313 amino acids. Gene Ontology annotation, molecular function: protein kinase binding. The record is from RefSeq and is a predicted model, not a curated record. The transcript is spliced from 8 exons.